Molecule: messenger RNA, 1284 nt
Organism: Lichtheimia ornata
Lineage: Eukaryota; Fungi; Mucoromycota; Mucoromycetes; Mucorales; Lichtheimiaceae
Exons: 3
Coding region: 1-1284 (427 amino acids)
Biological process (GO): L-threonine catabolic process; glycine biosynthetic process
Cellular component (GO): cytosol
Molecular function (GO): L-allo-threonine aldolase activity
Source: RefSeq, a predicted model, not a curated record
AUGUCCUUUACAGGCGAAACUUUCAAGUUGGCGCGCACGUCCCUUGUUGCACGAACUCGCAUGUCAAGCAUUGCUUCCUUGCGACCACAUGCAUUGUUGACAGCAACUGCAAGACGUUCCUUUUCAACAACCCCUUCCUCCCAUCUCUAUAUCCAGACCAAUUUGCAUAAUGAUCAAACCCACAAGGCAAUUCAAGCAGAUGGCAAGUUUUAUGAUUUUCGCAGUGAUACCGUUACUGCUCCUACCGAUGAGAUGUUUGAGGUGAUGAAGAAUGCAUCCAGAGGUGAUGACGUGUUUGAGGAGGACCGUAGUACCAAGGAGCUUGAAGAAUACGUUGCUGAUCUUUGUGGUCAUGAAGCCGGUCUCUUUUGUUCCAGUGGCACUCUUACAAACCAGCUUGGUUUACGUACACACUUGUCCCAUCCACCCCAUUCGGUCGUAUGUGAUGCACGUUCGCACGUUUUCCUUUGGGAAGCAGGUGGUAUUGCAUUCCAUUCUCGUGCUUCAGUGAGCCCUGUUAUUUGUGAGAAUGGUAUCCAUGUCACUGCCGAGGAAAUUGAAGGCAAUCUCAUUGAUGCGGAUAUCCACACUGCUCCUACACGUGUUGUUUCCUUGGAAAAUACCUUGAGUGGUCUCGUUUUCCCAUUGGAUGAAAUCCGCAAGAUCUCUGAAUUGGCUCGUAGCCGUGGUUUGGCCAUGCAUUUGGAUGGUGCCCGUUUGUGGAAUGCUCAUAUGGCCACUGGUACACCUCUCAAGGAUUAUGGUGCUCAAUUUGAUAGCAUGUCAUUGUGCUUAUCCAAGGGUGUGGGUGCUCCUAUUGGAUCCAUCCUUGUUGGUUCUCAUGAUUUUAUCCAUCGUGCACGCCAUUUCCGCAAGUUGUUUGGUGGUGGUUGGCGCCAAGUCGGUGGUUUGGCAGCUGUAGCAAAACAUUGCAUUGAGAAUGUGGUCCCUACAAUGCCCGAGACACACAAGCUCACUCGCUACUUGGCUGAUCAUUUGGUGAAUAUGGGUCUCGAAUUGCAAGUGCCUGUGCACACCAACAUGGUCCUUAUCGAUGGCAAGAACCUUGGCUUGGAUAUACAGCGUGACCUUGUACCUGUAUUGCUACGCAAGAAUGUCAAGAUUGGCGGUAUGCGAUCCAAGUCGCGUAUUGUGCUCCAUCAUCAAGUCGAUAAAAAGGCCGUCGAUACGCUUAUUGAAGGUGUUCGUGAAGCUAUCCAAGCACGUGAAAAUGCCGAUCCUGAACAAGUUGCCUCCGCUACUGCUGCUGCUGGUGCAGCUUGA